This is a messenger RNA of Symbiodinium sp. CCMP2592, 1299 nucleotides long. The record is from the annotation of a GenBank genome assembly. Lineage: Eukaryota; Dinophyceae; Suessiales; Symbiodiniaceae.
AUGACCUCCACGGGCGAGAAGGUCUAUCAUGCCAUGUGCAACACCCUGGAUCCCAUGUUUCUCAAGCAGGUCAUGGAUCAGAAUCCUGACAUGGAGCAGCGGGGCCUCUUCGGUUGGCCAGGCAUGCAGAUGGACGGCGUCUGCGAACUUCACAAAGAAUUCUUGAAACAAUUGUUCAAGAUAUCCAAACAAAUCGUUCCUGCCGAUCUCAAGCAUGCUUUGGUGAGGCUCGACAAUUUUCAUGCAAAUAGACUCCUUCGGUCAGCUCCAAACGGGCGGCGAACGCUUCGGCAAGAGGCCCAAGGAAUCACCAACAUGAUGAGCCAUGUAAACCGCAAGAGAAGAAACAGCGUGGACUGUUCAAGACUUCCUGCAUGGAUGGAGGAAUUGGUCCAGCAAAGCUCAGGUUCACCGUCGAGGCCGGAACCGUCCACAGCACCGGCUCUGUGCAAGAAGGCGUCCAUGAAGGUGAUCUCCGACAAGGGCGACUUGAGCAAGGAAUCCAUCUUGGCAGCUUUUGGUUUUGAUGAAUCCCAGAUCGUCGCGAUCGACGGGGACAACAUCGUAGAGGUUUCGAGCGAGGAUGGCCAGCCUGGCAAAGGAGCAACCUGCUCCUCGAAUCCUACUGCAGGAGCAGCAAGCUCUUCGAAGCCUUGGACUGAUUUCUCGGCAUGGAAGGCAGUCCGGAUGCAGGCCGACGGCACCUUGGAGGAGCACGUGGACCUGUUUCAAAAGGACUCGGAGCCCUUCUACUUCGCGGCCUUCGCAGACGGCACGGAGUACCUCACGGAGCUCCCUGUUGGCACCAAGGAUCCGCCCCCGGUCAAUAAGAAGCCCAAGGCCAAGGCUAAGCCUAAGAAGGCUGCCAUGAAGAAGCCCGCGUCGAAAAAUCAGUCUCCGAAGAAGAAGCCAGCCUCGAAAGUUCAACCCGAAGCGGAGGCCCCAGAUCCGCUUGCAGAUGUGGAAGCGAAGACUUCGGCAGAGGUCGAGAUCGAUGAGCCGAAGGCCAAAUCGAAGCCCAAGGCCGUUGCAAAGAAAAAGUCCGAGAAAAAGUCAGAGAAGCCGAGUCUGAGCUGCACGGUGAACUCGAAGUGGAGCAUCAUGUACUACAAGUUUCCAAAGAAUGCCUACGGCAUCCGUGAGAAGGGCAAGUCCCAGUUGUUUCAAAUACUUUGCCGUGAUAAAGAUCCGUUGACAGUGAGGUCGCAGAUCGUGCACCUGGGUACCCCCAAGCUCGAAUCGGGCACAGACCCGACCGAGGUCAAGGAACUUUUGUUGAAGUCUGUGCACAAAGCUUAA